CUUGCCUUUUCCCCCGAAGAAGCAGACCACCACCACCUCAUUCAAUCAGCAGUCCUCAUUUUCUCAGAGGGGGAAGGGAGGAAGAGGUUGCGUGUUCGCGGAGAAGCAGAAGACCAAACCCUCUCCUCCUCGAGCGGGCGGAGAGGGAGGAGGGGCGCGCGGAGGACGAAGGCCACCAGCAGCCAGCCGCGUCGACUCGAGCCGCCGGCCAAGAUUAAGCAAACAUCUGAUCAGACUGUACAUGAGUCAUGGCUGGGCAUCAUUAUCACAAUUCCCAGAUGUCAAGAAUGGAUCGUACGAACCAGCCACGUAAUGAACCUCCGCCUUUUGGUCAAAAGUUAUUUGUGCAUCCUAGAGGUGAUGCACCUAAUGGAGCGGGACCAUCAGGUUAUGGGGUUACAACUGUGAGAUCUAAUGAACUUCCAUCCUCAAGCUACACUGGUCAGUCUUAUGGUCAGCAGAUUGGAGCCCCUGGAACCUUGCAUGCCUCCCAUGCUGGUUAUCCUCCUGCUGGAAGCUCUAGUAGCAGCUAUGCACCAUACAAUACUCAACAUGUGCCUUCUUUAAGCUAUCCACGUAGAUCCGAGGAUAGUUUUAUUCCUGGAGUCCAUGUGGAUGACAGAAGGGUUGCACCGAAGCGGAGAAAUCCCAUCACUCAUCCUGUGGAUGGUAUAAGUGCUGGAGGCUAUUAUCCUGGCAGUUCUUCCAAUAAUCAGAUCUCUGGUUACAUGCCCCUGAAUCCUGUUCCUACUCGUGAAACCUGCCCUCCACAAAUAAGUUCAAACAUGGGUUCCAGCCACUGGAACGAUCAUCAGUUUCUUAAUCAUGAAGGAUCUCAGAGGAAUGUGAGGGGACGCCAUGAUCAUAGUUCUAUCCAUUCGGAAUAUAAUUCGUCUACAGCUUGCCCAUCAAGCAGUGUUCAUGUGCCACCAUACCAUCCAAAUGCAAAUGCUCCUUUUGGUGCACCAGUACAGCGGGAAAGAGCUCCUUUAUCUCUACCUCCCAGAAUUGUUCCUCCAGGGACAGAUGGAAGCACUGGCAUAGCAUUCAGAGAGAGGCCAUUCUAUCCUGCUCCACAGAGCACCAACAUAAGUGCUCCUGUGCCACCACUUCCUGGUUCUUCUGACGGUGCACCAUUUGCUCGCAUUGGAUACACUCCUAGACCAGUUCAUCAUAACGCUGGCCACAAUUAUCCACCGCCAGCUUUUACAACUUCUUCCAACUCUGGAGCAGUUCGGUGUGAGCCUGCUAACCCUCGCUAUCAACCUGCCAUGCCCAGCUAUCCUCCUGCUACCGCUGCAGCAUCAUCAAGUGUCCAGCCAUUACAUGCCGAAGCUGCUGCAUCUUUUAGACAGCCAAGGCACGUCUCUGUGGGGCAUGGUGGUAGUGCAAGGAGUAGAAGGAUGAGGGAUUCCUAUCAUUGCUUUCAUCCUUUGAUGAUCGAGGAGAAUAACCUAGGAAGAUCGGCAGCUGAGCGUUUUAUGAUGCUGGACCAGUUGGUCAUCCACGAAUCUAGAGAAGCAUUAGAUCCUCACUGGGACAUGAGACUGGACAUUGAUGACAUGAGCUAUGAGGAGCUCCUGGCGUUGGAAGAACGAAUUGGCAAUGUAAACACUGGCCUGGCUGACGAAAAAAUCUCAGGCUGCGUGAUGGAGCUAGCCUGUCGUAAUUCUGCCCGUACACAGAAUGAUCAAGACAAGGAAAGGUGCAUAAUUUGCCUGGAGGAAUACAAGCACAAGGACUCCCUUGGGAAGCUGAAAUGUGGGCAUGACUUCCAUGCGGGCUGCAUCAAGAAGUGGCUGGAGGUGAAGAACGCCUGCCCGGUUUGUAAAGCCGACGCCGCAAAUGAAACCACCUGAGGGACCAAGUAGUGCGCCCCUCCACAUUUAUCCUAGUUCAGGAAUUUCAGUUAUAUCUGCUCAUUGUGCUGCUCAAGUUGUCUGUGUAAAUAAUAAUUAAAGUCCUAAAGUUAGGAUUGUUUUGUGAACUCAAAACAUCGUGCCCGAUGUAAGUAUGAAUCUUUAAGCAAGUUAUCGAUUAGUUAUCCAAA
Messenger RNA from Aegilops tauschii subsp. strangulata, 2050 nucleotides. RefSeq lists its product as uncharacterized. The record is from RefSeq and is a predicted model, not a curated record. Lineage: Eukaryota; Viridiplantae; Streptophyta; Magnoliopsida; Poales; Poaceae. Gene Ontology annotation, molecular function: ubiquitin protein ligase activity.